Messenger RNA from Psilocybe cubensis, 813 nucleotides. RefSeq lists its product as uncharacterized. Gene Ontology annotation, biological process: double-strand break repair; single strand break repair. The coding region runs from base 1 to 813 and encodes 270 amino acids. Gene Ontology annotation, molecular function: single-stranded DNA binding; mismatched DNA binding; single-strand break-containing DNA binding. Gene Ontology annotation, cellular component: nucleus. NCBI's taxonomy places the organism in Eukaryota, Fungi, Basidiomycota, Agaricomycetes, Agaricales, Agrocybaceae. The record is from RefSeq and is a predicted model, not a curated record. The transcript is spliced from 3 exons.
AUGGAAUAUUUAACCGUACUCAGAAACUAUGCGACAGCUGCUCCUGAGAGCCUCUCUUCUUCGCUGCUGUACAAGCAUUCGCCCAAGAAUAUCAUCAUAUUCGACGCGUUUCCGAAAUCAGUUUUUCAUUUCCUCAUUCUGCCACGCGUGCAAGAGCCCAAACUAAACACGGCUACGCUCCAUAGUCUACGCACGCUACUGGGUGCAGGGGACCGCGAACAGGCAAAGGAAGUCGUCACUGCAAUGGCAGAAGAGGCAAAGGCACUGAAGGAGGAAAUACAGGAGGAAAUGAUGCAGCGGUUUGGGUUCAAAUGGGACGUGUGGACUGGGUUCCACGGUGCGCCGUCGAUGCAUCAUAUGCAUCUGCACGUCAUCUCGGCGGAUCUGAUAUCUGAGAAGAUGAAGCACAAGAAGCACUACAACUCGUUCCACCCCAAACUGGGUUUCUUUUUGCACAUCGACGACGUGCUUUCUUGGUUCGACGCGGUGCCCAGCUUCUAUUCUAACCUAAUCAAAGACUUCAAACCAAGCAAGUAUGAACCCAUUCUGAAAGAAAGUUUGCGCUGUUUUCACUGCAACGAGGAAAUGAAAAAUAUGCCAACUCUCAAGGCACAUUUACAAGAAGAGUGGAACAAGCUUGAACGCAGAGGAAAAGAAAUAGCGAAAAGGAAACGAAAACACGAGCAAACACGAGCAUCCUCGGCAUCUAAAAAGGAUGUAGAUGAAAAACGCUCAGACCAGGAAGAGUCAAGCUCAAAGAAACUGAAACCGUCACCGAGCCCACCAAGUGACGCGCCCAGUCCAGAAAAGUGA